Nelumbo nucifera (sacred lotus) is the source of this 1746-nucleotide messenger RNA. RefSeq lists its product as uncharacterized. The record is from RefSeq and is a predicted model, not a curated record. NCBI's taxonomy places the organism in Eukaryota, Viridiplantae, Streptophyta, Magnoliopsida, Proteales, Nelumbonaceae.
GGAGAGAGAAAUAAAUUGGAGAAUAAAAACAGAGAGGAGAGAGGGAGCUUCACCAUCUCUCUCUCUGUUUCUCUGGGUUGAAACAGAGGAGAGGAGCUUUCGAAGUUUUUCUGCGAGAAGAACUGAAAAGUGGUACAGACUUAAAUUUGCUCCAGUUUUUCAUUAGAACAAGGAAGACCACUAUCCGGUGUUAUUAUUAUAGUGGUAGCAUCCAUACAAGGAACAGCUUUUUACUGUCUAUAUUUCGUUCUUUGAACUCGCCAUAUGCUCUCUUGGUGAGUAUUGAUUUAAUUGUGGAAUCUCAAGAAAAGUAGAGAUUUAGUUGCAACUCAAGAAAUGUCUGGUGGAGAGCCAAGAAGGGUCUCGCAUAAAGAUAUACAAUUGGUACAAAAUCUUAUAGAACGAUGUCUGCAACUAUAUAUGAACCAAAAAGAGGUUGUUGAGACUCUAAUGAAAGAGGCAACCAUAGAGCCUGGUUUUACUGAACUUGUUUGGCAAAAGCUUGAAGAAGAGAAUAGGGAAUUUUUCAAGGCAUACCAUGUUAGGUUGAUGGUGAAGAAUCAGAUUUUGAUUUUCAACAGGUUGCUGGAGAAACAGGUUGAAUUGAUGCAUAAAAUAAGCACAGGUGGCAUUGCUUCUCUACCUGUUUCUAAUGGAUCUCAUUUAUCACAAUUAAACCAGACUCGGACAUGCAUCUCAGAGCAUGCAGUUACACCUACAAGGCUGGAGAAUAUGCAUCAUCCAAUUGGUCCUCAUACUCCUAAUGCAUUUAUAAAUGAUGUGCCCUUGGUGCAUAGAAGUAUGCACAUAGUUGAUGAUGUUCCUGCUCAUACUGGAAGGAUAGAUGUCUCUACUAGCAUGCUCUCAACUCAGAACCCACAUAUGGAAAUAAUGCCAGGAAUGAAUGGAAUGGUGAUCAAAUCAGAACCUGGAUAUUCAAACAGUUCAGCUUUUAAUUUUGGUACUGAAGGAAAUGUCCUGGAAACACGCCCGACAAUUGGGGAUGCAUCUGUUGCAUCUUUCAAUGGCAUAGAAUCCAACUCACAACCCCUGAAUGAACUCCUGGAUAACGAUAUGUCUUCAUUUGGAUUUUUAAGCCAGAUUCCUCGAAAUUUCAGUCUUUCAGAUUUGACAGCUGGCUUUUCACAGAGUGCUGAUAUACUGGAGAAUUACUCUAGGUCCCCAUUCCUAGGAACAGAUGUAGAGGACUUCCUGGGUUACCCUCAGAAGGUUGAAUGCCAAGGAGAGAAUAAGAGACUGGAUACCAUUUCAGAAGACUUAAGUUAUGAAGGUUUUGGUGGUGAUGGAUCAUUUUCAAAGUAGGUAACUAGAUAACUAUAGAAAACAAGUGAUUGACUGUACAUAGCAAUUUCAAAUCAAGAAAGCUUCAAAAUUUUAGUCUUUGUAUUGAAUAGUAUGUAAACUUUCACUAACUAAAUGGGUAUUGAUUUUAGAUAGAUCACCCAAGGAAGACGUCUACAAGAAGUUUCAAAACAGUGUGAACAGAAAUGGUUCUCUAUAACCAUGAAGUCCAAAGAAGUGGUCUAGUCUAUAUUUUGGCAUUAGAAGUAAAUAGAGUAGGUCAGUCAUAUAAUAUUUGGAUAAUUUGUGUGGUUUCAUUUAGGAGAGAGUGUAAUUCAUAGAUAAAAGGCUACUAUCUACCUUUUCAUUGAUUGAGGAUUGAAAUCUCUUUUAUUUCUGUAAUGUAAUCAUUUCAUUUGUUGCCUCAAGUUCUAUCUUUUUUUU